AUGCAGCCAGCGCUCACCAGUCGUCCCGGUCCUGUGUGCGCGAGUGGCGAAGAGGUCUUCCAACCCGCCGCUGUCGGCAAGUAUACAAACAACGUGGACAAUUCAUGCACUGACUGCUUCCCCGUUUCUAGCUCGAAUUCUUUCACUCUGGCAAGGUCAUCGCAUAUUCAAUUGUAUUACCAAAACGUCGGUGGUAUGAAUACAUGUCUGGAUGACUACCUGUUGUCAAGUUCGGAUGAAUGUUUCGAUAUCAUCGCCUUGACAGAGACUUGGUUGAGUGAAAGUACUUUGUCUUUGCAAGCAUUUGGUGCGAACUAUGAUGUGUUCCGUUGCGAUCGUGAUUCCCGCAACAGUUCGAAGAAAAGCGGUGGAGGCGUGCUUGCGGCUAUUCACCGACGUUUAAAAGCGCAACUUAUAACAAACGUUUCUGGUAGCAGUGUCGAGCAGGUAUGGGUUCAAAUUUGCCUGAACACAUGUUCCUUUUUUCUUUGUGUGGUUUAUUUUCCACCGGAUCGUACACGUGAUUUGUCACUGAUUGACUCGCACAUUCAGACGCUAGAAAAAGUAGUUUCAGUUCACAUGAAACCGGCAGAUGAUAUUCUAAUUGUUGGUGAUUUCAACUUCCCCGGCCUGAAAUGGUACCCUGCUUCCAACGGCUUUAUGUUCGCUGACCCAAUGAAUUCUUCUUUUCACACCGGUAUCGUCCAUCUGCUUGACCGUUACAGUCUUAACCUAUUGCGUCAAGUGAAUCACGUCGAAAAUGAGCACAACCGAAUUCUCGAUCUUUGCUUUUCAAGUAAAUCCGAUUUUGCACCCAGAAUUUCCGAAGCAGCAAUUCCUAUAGUGAAAUCCGUUAGAUAUCAUCCUCCCCUGCACAUUGUACUUGAAUCAAAUCAAACGUUGGAUAACUGUAAAGUUCCUCAAACCGUCAGAUACAAUUUUAAAAGAGCCGACUACAACAGUAUUGUUGCAUUUCUUUCAAACGUGGACUGGACUGAAAUUCUUGACAAUGAUGAUAUAAAUUUUGCAGCGCAAACCUUUUCCAACGUUCUGAUUUAUGCAAUUGACCAAUAUGUGCCAAAGCAAAUCAGCCAGCUUUCCAAACAAGCACCGUGGCAAUCCGCUGAGUUACGAAAAUUAAAAAGUUUGAAAAGAACAGCUCUAAGGAAAUAUUCCAAGAAAGGUGGUUUUUUGCUUAGGCAAAACUAUUUGGAAAUAAAUAAAGUUUAUAAAAAAACAGCCAAACGAUGUUAUGCCAACUAUUUGCGAAGUGUGCAGAGGAAAUUAAAAUCUAACCCUAAGUCGUUCUGGAAGCACGUUAAUGAGCAAAGGAAAGAGCCAGAUCUUCCUUCGUCUAUGUACUACAACGAUCAACCGACUUCUAGCUUGCAAGAAAUCUGCGACAUGUUUAUGAAGAAAUUCUCUGGGGUUUUUUCUAGAGAUUUUUUAUCAACGGAUCAAAUCUCCCAGGCAGCACGGAACGUUCCUGUUUUGAGUCAAUCGUUGAAUUUCAUCAAUGUUGAUAUUAGCUCUGUCCAAAAGGCUAUCGUUAAAAUGAAGUCUUCAUAUUCUCCUGGACCCGAUGGCAUCCCCGCUGUCGUCUUGAAGAAAUGUUCCAGCGGUAUUGCAACACCCUUAUGUCAACUGUUUCAACAGUCACUCACGACUGGAGUAUUUCCUGUUGUUUGGAAAUCUUCUUAUAUGUUCCCAGUGCACAAAAAAGGAGACAGGAAGAAUAUCGACAACUAUCGCGGCAUUACCUUACUUAGUGCAAUUCCUAAGCUGUUCGAACUGGUUGUUCUGGAACCCAUUUUCAAUCACUGCAAGCACUGCCGCAGUACUGGUGAAUGGUUUACCUUGCCCCAUCCGGCUGCUGCACCACCUUCAUCUGCAUCUACUCGACGCGUCGUUCAGAGGACCGGCCUCCUCGGUUCAGCCAGGAAUGCACUGAUCGCAGUGGAACUAGGGGUUGUUUGCAUUGUGUCGUACUGCACCUCCUCUUAUCUUAGCCUCUCCUCGCUAAGCUCGCGCAGAAAAGCCAUGUCUGUUAGUCCGUACUUCUGGUGCCGACGACGAAUGGCGGUGCGGUGGUGCUCGUCCACAAACCUGACCACGGGAUUUGAUUCCCUCGGUUCCCCAGGCGUCCUUGUUCUAUGCAGUUAUGCAACGGUGGCACAGCUGCCACAUCUAGACUGCAUUGUUCUAAGGAUCAGCUAUGGAUGCCUGGCAGAGAGGGGCUUUGGAAUGGAUCGUCCGGAACUGCAGCAAAAACUUCCGCUUCCAACCGUCAACGGCGAUGAGCCGUGGCUGUUCAUGUGGCAGAUGCACGCAUGA
Malaya genurostris is the source of this 2334-nucleotide messenger RNA. RefSeq lists its product as uncharacterized. The transcript has 4 exons. Lineage: Eukaryota; Metazoa; Arthropoda; Insecta; Diptera; Culicidae. The record is from RefSeq and is a predicted model, not a curated record. The coding region runs from base 1 to 2334 and encodes 777 amino acids.